ACACCCCUAUAUCUCACUAUGGAACAUGCCAUGCCGUGACCUGCCGAACCGGGGAAUUGAAAAAGAAAUCACAAUUUUAUCGAUAAUGCGAUAUUCAAAAGGGUAAGAGCAGAGAUGAUGCUAAUAUGAGACGUUCUGCUGCACCAUCCCAGCAGGGUCUGGCACCUAAGAGACCAAGGUUCAACCCUCCAUUUCGUUCAAACAACACUGUUCCCCUGAAUACUCCUCUAGCAUUACCAAGUCAACACACGACCCAUUCUGCCUCUCAAAGUCUACCCAGAACUCAACAACCUGCUCAUGGCAAUGUAGCUAAUAUAAACAAAAAUAAAGAGCGGUCAGCUGAAGCAGUAGAAUCAGUAAGUUCUAUUCAACCAGUUGAUGCUAAGGAAAAUAAUGACAAACAAGAAUCAAGAGACCAUGCAGAGAAUGCCUCUGAUAGUACUGUUGCAAAACUGGAAUCAGAUGGGACAGACAUAGGUGAAGGUCAAGGACAUGGUCAAAGUGAUAUCCAUGAGCUUGGUUCUACAGAUGUUGGACAUUUGACUCAUGCCAUGCAUGGGUCAGCCCUUGUAGAAGAAAGCUCUACUGGAACCAGACCCAAGCAUCUCCUUUCCAAGAGCAGUUUGAGGCAGAGAAAACCAUUCAUGGUCAAACAGACUACUCCAGCCGUCAAACCACCCAUGAAAGAAACAGUAGAUGAUGAUGGACCAAAUCGUCAUUUUUACAGUGUAAUGUGGUGUAAACUUUCAAAGAAAAAGCACAAGAAGUGGGAAGGAGAUGCUCUUCUGAUUGCCAAAGGCAGAUCCGUGACCCUACUGGAUACAGAAGGGAAGGAGAUAGGUAAAGGUAGUGGAUACAGACCAUCAGAGCUGGAGAGCAUGGAGGAAGGUCACACGUUGUGUGUGGGUGGCAAGGAAAUUGAGGUAAGAUAUCAGUCUAAUCUUAGCCUUGCUCUAGGAGUUAAGUGUUGCUGUUUGUUAUUGUAAUGGCACUAGAUAUUUUCUUUUUACAUAAUUAGUGUCCUUUGUGCUCAUAACAAGACACCAAAAUGAAAAAUAUAAUAUUAUUUGUUUAUUAGUUUGAACGACCUGAAUGCAAGAAAAUUUAUCUAUAAUGGUGAGCAUAAUCUUGAUCUUGCUGUAGGAGUUUUUAUUUGUUUGUUCAUAUAUUCUUUGUGGAUAAAAUGUUUAUUUAAUGAGAAUAAAGUAAAUUUUUGAGGAAUUUCAUGGAGUCAGUUUAAUAAUCUCUCUGAAAAGGUGAAUUCUUAUGUCGAUUUUACAUCAUAUUGUAUUAUUCUAUAGUUUGUAGUAGAUUCAUUUAUCGAGUGUCUGAAAUUACACAUUGUACAUACCAGUGACUUGUAUUUCGGCACAACCCUAGUUUUUUUAUAUACCUUUUAAUUAUGACAGUGAUCAGUGCUAACUCUUUCCCUCUCUUUCUAGCAAUGAUUGUUCAUUUUUUUCCAACCAACGAUAAAUAAUUGUACAUAAUUAUAUAAAUUUUUUUUGGUGCUAGGCUUUUCUCAAGAGCAACUUGCUGAUUAAAAGUUUCAGUCAGGGUUUAUGUUUGCAGAUUACAGAUUGACUGACAGGCUAGGUCCUAGUCUGCAGGCACAGUCCCUGAUUGAAAGUUUAAUCAACAAAUGGGUCUUGAAACAAGUCUAGCAAAAAUAAAACUUGUAAAGAAAGAAUUAAAGGAAAGAUAAGAAAAACAACUGAAAAGGAAAGAAAACAUUAAGAAAAGGAAAAAAAUAUGUG
Molecule: messenger RNA, 1757 nt
Organism: Lytechinus pictus (painted urchin)
Lineage: Eukaryota; Metazoa; Echinodermata; Echinoidea; Temnopleuroida; Toxopneustidae
Product: DNA repair and recombination protein RAD54B-like
Exons: 5
Coding region: 126-986 (286 amino acids)
Source: RefSeq, a predicted model, not a curated record